GCUGCGGGAGGGAAGAGGAGGAGGGCGCUGGGCGGCCCGGUCUCGGCAGCCCCAUCCGCGCUCCCCCUGCCCACCCCCGGCCAUGAAUAUGUAACUCCCUUCUAUUUCCCGAGCUCCAUUGCGGAGGCUACUGCUCGCCAUAUUGUGCUGCUGGGGCUGCGGCUUCUCCGCCGGCGAGAGAGAGAGGGCGGAGGGAGCGAGCGAGCGAGCGAGCGGCGCAGUGAGGCGCGGCGGCCUGAGGCGGGAGCCCGGCGGGCGCCAUGUCUCAAGCUGUGCAGACAAAUGGGACGCAGCCUUUAAGCAAAACGUGGGAGCUCAGUUUGUACGAACUGCAAAGAACACCUCAGGAAGCGAUCACUGAUGGCUUGGAAAUCGUGGUGUCACCAAGGAGCCUGCACAGUGAGCUGAUGUGUCCCAUCUGUUUGGAUAUGUUAAAAAACACCAUGACCACAAAAGAAUGUUUGCAUCGCUUCUGUGCUGACUGCAUCAUCACAGCCCUCAGGAGUGGCAACAAAGAGUGUCCCACGUGUCGUAAAAAGCUAGUUUCAAAAAGAUCACUGAGACCAGAUCCCAAUUUUGAUGCUCUCAUCAGUAAAAUUUAUCCAAGCCGGGAUGAAUAUGAAGCUCAUCAGGAGAGGGUGCUGGCAAGAAUCAGCAAGCACAAUAACCAGCAGGCUUUAAGUCACAGCAUUGAGGAAGGAUUAAAGAUUCAGGCUAUGAACAGGCUACAGAGGGGCAAGAAGCAGCAGAUUGAGAACGGCAGCGGAGCAGAAGAUAACGGUGACAGCUCACACUGUAGCAAUGCCUCGACACACAGCAAUCAGGAAGCAGGGCCUAGUAACAAGAGGACCAAAACAUCGGAUGAUUCCGGGCUAGAACUGGACAAUAACAACACAACUGUGGCCAUAGACCCCGUAAUGGAUGGUGCUAGUGAAAUCGAGUUAGUCUUCAGGCCUCAUCCAACCCUCAUGGAGAAUGAUGACAGCGCACAGACGAGGUACAUCAAGACCUCGGGCAACGCCACCGUUGAUCACUUGUCCAAGUACCUGGCUGUGAGACUGGCUUUGGAGGAGCUUCGCAGCAAAGGAGAGUCAAACCAGAUGAACCUGGACACGGCCAGCGAGAAGCAGUACACCAUCUACAUCGCCACUGCCAACGGGCAGUUCACUGUAUUAAAUGGGUCGUUUUCCUUGGAACUGGUCAGUGAGAAGUACUGGAAAGUGAACAAACCCAUGGAACUGUACUAUGCACCAACAAAGGAACAUAAAUAAGCUGCGCUGGGAAACUCCUACGGGACUGGCUCUUUUUAUAGCUCUGACUUCUUUAAUCUUAAAAGAAGGCACCACCAUUAUCUUCAUGGACAAAUACACAUGAUGCCUUCAGGCUCCCUCAGUAUACUUAUUAAUAUGAUUAGACAGUAUUCUGGGUUGUAUUUAAUUUAGUCUUUGGGUUUUUUGGUUUUUCCCUAGGAGACUAAAUGACCUACUCCAGUGCAUUCCAGUGUUUGACAUGCUUUUUCCUUUCUAAUGCAUGAGAACUGAGCGAGUGUUCCACUUUGGAAUGUCUUCAUUUCGUCCAGGUACAUCUGGAUUUCUGAUACAUUUGACACAGUUACAGUAGCCUCUGUGAAGUAUUGAGCAUUGGAUGACUAAGGAAGGCUAUUCAAUAGUAACACACGCCAAGGAACGUGUUAAAUGUUGUGAUUUGCUAAUGGUUAUCCUUAUAAAAGGUCAGUAGAGAAUGGAUUUCUGAUGGCAUCGUGGCUAGAAGGCAUCUGACUGCCCAGAAAAGAUUUAUUAGUCACUUUCUUAUGAACAAAUAGAGCUGUACUGAGAAAACUGACAUCCUAAAACCUUGCUGUUUUACUGGGCUUAAUACUUCAGUGCAAGGUGAUUCAAGAGAUGGGUUUGCUUUUUAAUGAAUUUCAGGCAAAACAACCCAAAUCCAUAACUCAUCCCCGUGUGGAACACACACACUGUAGCUUCUUCUCCGGCCCCUGUUGCAGUGGUAAUCUGUCCUCACAAGCUUCAUUGAAGAAAAGCUGGAAGUUUUACAGCCCUACUCUGUUCCCUAGAAUAACAGAUUUUUAUUGUGAAUGUAUUAGAAUGUUCUCUAAAGAACCGUCCUGAAUUUUAUUUUUGUUUUGUUUUUAAUAAGCAAAUCCCAGAAAUUCCAGCACACAGACAUCAAAUGCAACAUUGAAAUGCUUUUGCUUCAUGGAAUUUGUGCCACCCCAGCUGUGGGCUUAUCCGGGCUUCCAUUUGAGUAAGGAAGGAGGACUUCAACCAUAAGCUGCUCGAGGAUUUUUUUAUUCUUUUUUUCCCCCCAUAGCUUUAACAAACGUGGCUUAGCACUUUGGAAGACAAUUUUAGUACUUGACGGAGUUUACCAUUUAGUGUCUUAAAUUUAGGUUGAAGUUUUAAAGCUUGCCAGCAGGCUGCUGGGCAGAGUCCAGUGGCUGCUGUUGGUUUGCAUCUUCCACUUCCCUCCCCUCCCUCUGGGCUUUGCUGCAAGACUUGCCCAUGGAGCCUCCCCCCCUUUGCAUCUGAAGCUCCAAGCAAAAAAUAUCACUGAUUAAUUGAUUAAUAGGUGAGAAAUAAUACUACUUUAAACCACGUGGCUUGUCUUGCCCAUAGUUAAGACCGUUUUGGGCACGUGGUGUGUAAGAAUUCAGGUGCUGGGGGAUUCCCUUGGGAAGGAAGUACCUUUCCAGCCUUUCUGUCUUUCAAGCCAAGCACUUGUAAAUAUGUGUCCAUUCCAGCUGCUGGUUCAGAUCAGCUUUAUCCCAAUGUGAAAACUGCACAGGCUUCUUUGAGUAACUUAUUUUACUUAUUAUUUUUUUUCUUCUUUCUGGAAAGACUUGCUCUUUUCUUUUUUUUUUUGGUGACAGGGAACAGAAGUUUUCAGGCCCCAGAACACAGAAAGGGGGCAGUUUGAAAGGAAAUGUGUUAUUUGUGACCUUCUGGUGAACCGUUGCGUUGUCUAGACUAGUAGUGCAUGUCCAUGAAUAUAACCUUGAGGGGGGUGGGGGAGCGGUGAUGAUUAUAAAUGCUUUCAAAUUGAUGGGUGAACUUCUAGAUUAGUGGCAGCCUACCUUCCCAGCGUGGUAGUGAAGGUAACGUCCAGUCCCUUGAGCAAGAGAGGUGUUUGUGAAGCUGAGCAGUCUGGCCAGGAGCUGGCUGUCACUUUGUCCCCAGUUCCUCAAGAAGAGUGGGGGGAGAACGUGAAGCUUUUAUUUUCAUGUUGUAGUGAAUUUCCUGAAUAUUUAUGUUCCUUAAAUAUUAUCUAUAUAAUGUAGUUGUUUGAUUAAACCAUUGAUUGCACUGUGACUCUUUAGUGCUAUAAACUAUUUUAUUUUCAAAAUGACUUUACUCUUCCACCUUUUAAAGCCAUAUUAUUUUUAAAUUGCAUGUGUUAGGUCCAAGUAAGCCUGAUAUAGCUCGAGUGUCCGACUGAAGUCACACUGAAAUUCUCAAAUUGACAAUAAAAGCAAAAAAUGUUACCAACAACCUA
Molecule: messenger RNA, 3513 nt
Organism: Calidris pugnax (ruff)
Lineage: Eukaryota; Metazoa; Chordata; Aves; Charadriiformes; Scolopacidae
Gene: RNF2
Product: ring finger protein 2
Exons: 7
Coding region: 261-1271 (336 amino acids)
Cellular component (GO): ubiquitin ligase complex; PcG protein complex
Molecular function (GO): chromatin binding; ubiquitin protein ligase activity
Source: RefSeq, a predicted model, not a curated record